Didymodactylos carnosus is the source of this 1480-nucleotide messenger RNA. Lineage: Eukaryota; Metazoa; Rotifera; Eurotatoria; Philodinida; Philodinidae. The record is from the annotation of a GenBank genome assembly.
AAGAUUGUCCUUGAGAUCAUCUUGUAAAAGUCAAAGUAAAAGAUCACUCCUACUUUUCACUUUUUUAAUUCUAAGUUUCGCACAAUAAUAGAUAUUUUCUAUUGAAAGCAAAUUCUCUCUUCCUCUGAAGCGCAUGGAGAAGAGAGAAAGGGCGCACAUUUGAUGAAAUAACAAAUUGCUUGUAUUCUGACAGAAUAAUGCUUAUAUCAAACAAAACACAAAAAACAUACCAAAAAAAUUAGUACUGAUAACAUCGAGUCGAUUACACGACUUCAAUGGUUGUACAGAAUAUAGAUACAGAACGGUGAAUUUAGUUUUGUAGUUUACUACAAAGCUAAGUUCACAUGUUCGAAUCUUUAUUCGUACAAAAUUGAUUUUGUGUUUUUCGAUAGUUUUAGUUUAGAAUACUAUAAUGGAAUAUUUUCCGCUUUUAUUCUGACAGAAUAAAGCUUAUAUCAAAUAACAAAAUAUCUAACGAAGAAAAAGGUUCCUAAGUGUGCAAUCGCUUUUUGCUUGUACUCUAGUGGACAAUAGGUAAUCGACCGCGCUAAAUCCGAAUUUGACAUCCUUUUGAGGACUCCAAAGACCGGGUUUCUGCAAAAACCAGGUUUUCAGAAACUCUAAAAGUAACCAAAACCUUUCUUAAUGAGCCAUAAUUGUAGUCCGCAAAUUUCUGAUUAAAAUGCGAUGUCGCCCAGCUCUACAUGACCUUUCUUUGGAACGUUUUAGAAUUUACAAGAAAACCCCUAAAUGUUCAUUGUCAGCUCAAAACUACAAAAAUAAGAAGAAAUUAAUUUAGGGCUUUUCUUGUAAAUUCUCUAACUUUGCAAAGAAAGAUUGUGUAGAGCUGAGAGAUAUUUCAUUUUAAUCAGAAAUUUGCGGUCUACAAUCAUGCCUCAUUAAGAAAGGUUUUAGUUAUAUUUUAGAGUUUCUAAAAACCUGGUUUUCCAGAAACUGGGUCUCUGAAGGCCUAGCAGUACAAACCGAUGUCAGAUUCGGAUUUAGCGCGGUCGAUUAUCUAUUGUCCAUUAGAGUUCAAGCAAAACGAUUGCACUUUUGAGGACCUUUCCCCGUAAGUAUAACAAAAACAGCUUUCUUUCAGGUAUAUAAUAUGGAAGAAAAACUUGAACAAGUAUAUUUAAUUGGAAAAGAGAAUAUUUUUAUUGAAUUUAAUCAAUUUAAAAAUGAGAUUAUACAAAUGUUAGAUAGUCAUAAUAUAUUUGGUUUAAUCACUGAACCAGGUGAAUUAAUCAAGUUAGUUAAAUUAUAUUUAGAUAAUAAAAAAUAUUUAGAAGCACAAAGAUGUUAUAAUAAAAUUAUUGAUGAAUUUCCAGAUAAUGCUGAAAUUGCACAUUAUUAUAAAGCAUAUUGUAUUAUUAAUUUAGAAGGUGGUGAGAGAGAUGGAAAAUUUAAAGUUAAAAAACAUCUUAAAAGUUCACUGAAAUUAUUAGAAACAAGACGAAAUACAAAACAGACGUAA